This is a messenger RNA of Schizophyllum commune H4-8, 2868 nucleotides long. RefSeq names its product Coatomer, beta subunit. Gene Ontology annotation, molecular function: structural molecule activity. Lineage: Eukaryota; Fungi; Basidiomycota; Agaricomycetes; Agaricales; Schizophyllaceae. Bases 1 to 2868 code for a protein of 955 amino acids. Gene Ontology annotation, biological process: intracellular protein transport; endoplasmic reticulum to Golgi vesicle-mediated transport; intra-Golgi vesicle-mediated transport. The transcript has 17 exons. The record is from RefSeq and is a predicted model, not a curated record. Gene Ontology annotation, cellular component: cytoplasm; COPI vesicle coat.
AUGGUCGCCGAGCCCCCCUGCUACACCGUCGUCAAUGAGGCGAUUGGCGAGUAUCCAUCCGCGUCGGACCUCCGCAAUUCGCUGCAAAAGGGCUCGGACGAGGUCAAGAUUGACACCUUGAAGAAGAUCAUAGUAUCGACCAUCAAUGGCAACCCACAGGCGCGUACAUACCCGACGUUGUUGAUGCCCAUCAUUCAAUAUGUGCUGCCCUCGAAGAACAAGCAUCUCAAGAAGUUGCUGCACUUCUAUUGGGAGGUAUGCCCGAAAUAUGACGAGACCGGCAAGCUCAAGCAGGAGAUGAUCCUUGUCGUCAAUGCGAUCCGGAAUGACCUGCAACAUCCCAACGAAUACAUCCGCGGCGCGACCCUCCGCUUCCUGCAGAAGAUCGCCAAGGACCAGGAGCUCCUCGAACCCCUCAUCCCCACAUGCCGCUCCUGCCUCGAGCACCGGCACUCAUACGUGCGCAAGAACGCCGUCUUCGCCGUCUACUCCAUCUACAACGAGUUCGAGCACCUCAUCCCCGAUGCCCCCGAGCUCAUGUCCACCUUCCUCGUCGCCGAGUCCGACUCGACGUGCAAGCGCAACGCCUUCGUCUUCCUCGCACACUGCUCGAUGCCGAAGGCGGUCGAAUAUAUACUCAGCAUAUACGACUCGAUUCCUUCGCUGGACGAAGCACUGCAAAUGGCCAUUAUUGAGGUCAUACGAUUGGACUGCAAGUCAGAGUCAGCAAACAGGUCCCGUUACAUUAGAUGUAUAUUCGAGCUGCUCAACGUCUCAUCACACGCCGUCAAGUACGAAGCUGCUACGACCCUCACGACUCUCACCCAGAACCCUGCCGCGAUCAAAGCUGCCGCCUCUUGCCUUGUAAACCUCAUCGUGAAGGAGUCCGACAAUAACGUCAAGCUCAUCGUGCUCGACCGUCUCAACAAUCUUCGCGCACGACAUGGACAUGUUCUUGACGGCUUGGUCAUGGACGUUCUGCCAGUCCUCUCUAGCAGCACCGAUAUUGAAGUCCGCCGCAAAGCCAUGAGCAUCAUCCUGAGUAUGACUUCGAGCCGCAACGUCGAGGAGGUAGUCAUGUACCUGAAGAAGCAGCUGCAGAAGACGCAGGAGGUUGACUUCGAGAAGGCUCCCGAAUACCGCCAGCUCCUCAUCCAGUCCAUCCACGUCACUGCCAUCAAGUUCUCCGAGGUCGCCGCCAGCGUCGUGCACUCCCUCAUGGACUUCCUCGGUGACACCAACAACCCCUCCGCGCUCGACGUCGUCGCCUUCGUGCGCGAGGUCGUCGAGAAGUUCCCCGCGCUCCGCCCCUCCAUAACCACGCACCUCGUCUCGACGCUCCCGAGCAUCAAGUCUGGCAAGGUCUUCCGCGGCGUGCUCUGGAUCCUUGGCGAGUACGUUGCGGAGGUGCCGGACAUCCAGGCGACGAUGCAGGAGGUGCGCAAGGUGCUGGGCGAGAUUCCGAUUUUGGCGUCGGAGCAGCGGGCGCUGGAUGAGGCUGCGGGGACAGUGGAUGCGGAGGGUGGCGAAGAUGCGGAGGAGGGCGUGAAGACGUCGACGAGGCCAAAGGUGUUGGCGGAUGGCACGUAUGCUACGGAAACGGCUUACUCGACCGCUGGACCCUCGAGCGUGCCGAGCACUAAGUCGAAGCCGCCGUUGAGAGCUCUCAUCCUCGGUGGCGACUUCUUCACCGGCGCCGUACUUGCUGUCGCGCUCACAAAGCUCGUCCUACGCUUCUCCGAGCUCAGCGAAGAUAAGGAUGCGCUCAAUGGGCUGCGCGCUGAAGCGAUGCUCAUCAUGGCAUCCGUCAUCCGCGUCGGGCAGUCCAAGUUCGUGACCGUACAGAUCGACGAGGACUCGAACGAGCGCAUCAUGCAGUGCAUUCAGACCCUCAGCGAGCUUGAGGACGAGAAGGCCGUGCACGAUAUCUUCCUCCGCGACUCGCAGACGGCGUAUACGCGCAUGCUCGGUGCGCAGGAGAAACGCGCAGCGGAAGCGAAGGCGGCGGAGUCGGCAAAGCCUGCGGUUGUGCAGGUGGACGACCUGAUCACGUUCAGCCAGUUCUCGAAGAAGGCGGCGGACGAUAUCAUCGAUGAUGAUGAGGAUGUUAUUCGGGCGACGGGUGCGGGCGAUGUCCAGGAGGACUUCAUCUCGAACCUUAGCAGGAUAUCGCAGCUGACUGGCUUCUCCGACCCCAUAUACGCUGAGGCAUAUGUCAAGAUGCACGGAUUCGACAUCAUCCUCGACGUCCUCUUGGUCAAUCAGACCGCCAACACGUUGCAGAACCUCUGUCUUGACUUCGCAACCCUUGGCGACCUCAAGAUCGUCGAGCGACCUGCGGUAUACACCAUCGGCCCGCAUGGCUUCCAGAGCAUCAAGGCGACUAUCAAGGUUUCCUCGACAGAAACUGGUGUCAUCUUUGGUAGCAUCCUCUGGGAGGGCCCGAACUUGGCGGAGUCAUGCGUGAUCUUGAACGACAUCCACAUCGACAUUAUGGACUACAUCAAGCCCGCGUACUGCAACGAAGCACAGUUCCGUAGCAUGUGGACCGAGUUUGAGUGGGAGAACCGCGUCAACGUUGGCAACUCCACCAUUGACCCCCGCGACUACCUCCAGCUCGUCAUGAAGGCGACGAAUAUGUCGUGUCUGACGCCCGAGGGCGCCUUAUCCGGCGACUGCGACUUCCUCUCCGCCAACAUGUAUGCGCGAAGCCUCUUUGGCGAGGACGCGCUCGCGAACUUAAGCGUCGAGCGGACGGAGAACGGGACGAUCACGGGCCAUGUGCGGAUACGCAGCAAGACGCAGGGCAUUGCGCUUUCGUUGGGGGAUCGUAUAACGAUGGGUAAGUCCUCAGUAUGUUUACGGUAG